AUGUAUGACGGGUUGUCUAUAGUCCACUCUCCAAGGACUCCGCACAUACAGACUGACAAAGAUGGCGGCGAUGCACCAGCUGUCAAAGAAGACGCUUCAAAUGUAAUCACACUCUCCGGUGAGAACUUUGAGCAAGGCGUAGCGUCUGGUUUCACAUUCGUGAAAUUCUUCGCACCGUGGUGCGGCCAUUGCAAACGCCUCGCGCCUACUUGGGAUGAAUUAGGCAAGAAAUUCAUUGGUCAUCCUGAUGUUGACAUUGUCAAGGUCGAUUGCACGCUAGAGGACAACAAGGAGUUGUGUAAUGAACAAGAAGUGGACGGAUUUCCAUCCGUGUUUCUCUUUAAGAAUGGCAAACGUAUUUCCGAAUACAAUGGUAAUCGUAGUCUGGAGGAUUUAUACGAGUUUGUUCAACAGCAUUUGAGUGCUCAUGAUGAAUUGUAA
This is a messenger RNA of Dalotia coriaria, 441 nucleotides long. RefSeq names its product thioredoxin domain-containing protein 5 homolog. The transcript is spliced from 2 exons. Gene Ontology annotation, cellular component: endoplasmic reticulum. Gene Ontology annotation, biological process: protein folding. The record is from RefSeq and is a predicted model, not a curated record. Gene Ontology annotation, molecular function: protein disulfide isomerase activity. NCBI's taxonomy places the organism in Eukaryota, Metazoa, Arthropoda, Insecta, Coleoptera, Staphylinidae. Bases 1 to 441 code for a protein of 146 amino acids.